CAAAUCAUGUCCAAAGGAAUUCAACCAUCACUAUCCCAAACUACUUCAAAACAACCAUCAAAUCUUCCUUGAUCCACAAUCUCUCACCCCUAAAAUCACGAAAAUUUGGGCUGUAAUCAGUCAGGUUUGGUGAGUGGAAACCAACGAACAAUGCAGGAAUGGCUCAGCAGAGGCAAUCUGGAGGCAGCUUCUUCGAUAAAGUCGGGUUCGGAAACGAUCAUGUUUCAGUCGGGAUUCGUGCCGCCACGGCUUCCCAUAACCACAACUUCAAGCAAUCGCGAACUACUCAUCAUCGCCGCUUCAGAAGUCGAAGGAUUUCCGUCCGCGCUUUCGUGCUCGUUGUUCUAACCCUCAUUUUUAUGAUAUCUGCUUCUGCGUUCUUCUUUCUUUCUAAAGAUGAUAAAGAUAAGGAUGAUUACAUUGUUGAAACUGAUGAGUUUGGGACUGAUCUGGACUUCCUCGCAAAUGUGACACGUACAGAGAGAUCAAAAAUCCUCAAGUUUGGCCACGGUUUGGUUGGGCAUGGUCGUGACUCCCGCUAUUGGGACAGGGAUGAUCGGAGAAGAGAUGAAGAUUACGGUGAGGAUUUAGUGGGGCAUUCUGAAAUUGGUGCUCAGGGUGGGUCACUUACUAAUCUUAGUACUCCGUCGAAAAUAAAUGAUAGAGAAAAGAGGUUCUCCGAAGAAAACAAAAGGUCAGAUCACAGGGUAGCUGGUUUGUAUAAUGAAGCUGGGCGUAAUGAGCUGAAGAUGUAUGAAGCAGAGUAUGAGGCCUCUUUAAAGGUCGUUUCUGUAUCUAAGAAGGAAGCUAAGAGCAUUAAUCAGCAGCCAGAUGAUACAGAUAAACAGAAGCAUGACGAGGAAGAUGAUUUGGAUGACGAGUACAAUGACGAAAUUGAUAUGCAUGACAUUCGACUUGAAGACUAUAAUGCUGGCCUAGGAAAUGACCACAACUCUGAUAUAGGAGUAUCUCAAGGUGUAGAUGGUGGAGGAUCUUCAACCAAGAAUGAUGAUGACAUGCCAAUUAAGGACGUUACCCACACUUUGCUUGUGGAUCCUUUAGAUCCUGACAAACUCAAGAUUAAUUCCGGACAUGUCAGUGUGAUUGAUGUGCAAUCCUCAAGAAGGGCAAUAUCUGAGAGGAGGAUUGCUUCCAAGAAGAGGUCAAAGCGGCGAAAAUAUUCAGGUGCUUGUGAGAUGAAAAUUCUUAAUUCUACUAUGAAGCUUGUGGAGCCUCCAGAAAAUCGAAAGUUUGCAAGAUUUUCCUUGGAGUACACAGAACUAGAAGAGAACAUUAACAAGUUAGAACCAUGGAAGCUCAAAUUUGCUGGGAAUCAAAAUUUAGAACAAAGGGAACAAUCAUUUGUUGCACAUGAUCAAACACUUCAUUGUGGCUUUGUGAAGGGUCCUAAAGGAUAUCCUAGCACAGGAUUUGACUUGGCUGAAGAUGAUGUAACGUAUAUUAGUAGUUGCCAUAUUGCUGUUAUCUCAUGCAUAUUUGGAAACUCUGAUCGUCUAAGAUCGCCGAUGGGGAAAACGGUUUCUCGUUAUUCAAGGAAAAAUGUUUGUUUCGUCAUGUUUGUAGAUGAUGUUACUUUACAAACUCUUUCUUCAGAAGGACAUAUGCCAGACAGAAUGGGUUAUAUUGGUAUAUGGAGAAUUGUGAAUGUAAAGAAUCUUCCGUACACUGACAUGCGGAGAGUAGGGAAAAUACCAAAACUUUUGGCACACCGUCUUUUUCGUAAUGCAAGGUACUCCAUUUGGUUGGAUAGCAAGCUGCGGCUACAACUGGACCCUUUACUGGUCUUGGAGUAUUUCUUGUGGCGAAAGGGCCACGAAUAUGCAAUUUCGAAUCACUAUGAUCGCCAUUGUGUCUGGGAGGAAGUUGCUCAAAAUAAGAAGCUCAACAAAUACAAUCAUACCGUCAUAGAUGAACAAUUUGCAUUUUACCAGGCUGAUGGAUUGACAAGAUUCAAUCCAAUGGAUUCUCAAAAGCUCCUCCCAAGCAAUGUACCAGAAGGUUCAUUUAUUGUAAGGGCACACACGCCUAUGUCAAACUUGUUUUCGUGCCUUUGGUUUAACGAGGUUGAAAGGUUCACACCCCGUGAUCAGUUAAGCUUUGCGUAUACAUACCAGAAACUAAGAAGGAUGAACCCCACCAAGCCGUUUUACUUUAGCAUGUUCAAGGACUGUGAAAGGCGAAAGAUAGCAAAGUUGUUUCGGCACAGGUCAGAGGAGAGGAGAUAUACAGUUGGACAAGAGACGGAGUGAGUUUUUGUGUCAGAUUCUUCUUGUUUCUAUACAUGGAACGCUGUUUUUGGGUGGUGCCGCAAUAAAAGUGAGGUAAGACCAUCAGUCAUUUGUACAUUUUCCAUCUGAAGGAACAACAGACAUGAAUCCAGUAAAAGAUAAAAUAAAAGAUUCAAAUUCCCAUUUGAUAUUCUGUUCACUGCUCUGAUGCUGAUACCGAUGAACCCAAGUGCCAAACCAGUAUUAUAAUUCUUGGAUAUUAUUGAUGUUCUUUUGUGGUUUUAUGGAUUAGUAGUAGAUAUCAACAUCCAGAUUUUGAACUCCUGAAAUUGGGUUUGUAAAUGCAGUUGCGGUUUUCUAGACUUUGCCGUUUUUUAGAUUUUGGUCGUUUCUGCUUGAUGAUAGUGAAUUUUAGGAUACCGACUGUUUCUUUGUAUCGUUUGUUACGUGUAUUAUAUAAACAAAAAUUCGAUAUUUGUUUGAUCUAAAAGACUGAGGAUAAGCCCUUUCUUUUGAG
Cynara cardunculus var. scolymus (artichoke) is the source of this 2766-nucleotide messenger RNA. RefSeq lists its product as uncharacterized. The record is from RefSeq and is a predicted model, not a curated record. The transcript is spliced from 7 exons. The coding region runs from base 159 to 2270 and encodes 703 amino acids. NCBI's taxonomy places the organism in Eukaryota, Viridiplantae, Streptophyta, Magnoliopsida, Asterales, Asteraceae.